Stomoxys calcitrans (stable fly) is the source of this 2358-nucleotide messenger RNA. RefSeq lists its product as uncharacterized. The coding region runs from base 720 to 2102 and encodes 460 amino acids. The transcript is spliced from 3 exons. Lineage: Eukaryota; Metazoa; Arthropoda; Insecta; Diptera; Muscidae. The record is from RefSeq and is a predicted model, not a curated record.
AAAGAGAAAAGGAGAGAAAAGAAGGCAAGACAAAAUUUAAAAAAAAAUUACUAUUGCUGGUGGCACAGAAAAAUUUUUACCGUGAAAUUAGCAAAUAAUUUGUGAAAUAAGCUUGUUCCAUAAACAUAUUAUAAAUAAUAAUAUAUGUAGAAAUUAAGAUUAAAAAUCAGGGUGAAUAUUGGCCCAGACGUGCUCGGGAAAAAAUUAAGCGGAGUUGCUCCUCGACAGGAUUAGGAUUUUUGCUUUAGGCCUUCUUCGCCAUUAUCAGCUACACCACCAUUUCAGGCACCAACACCAUCAAGAAUCUGCAGCUGCCAUUAAAAUACGACAUGAAAUGUUUGUGUGUGUGAAUCUGUGAUAUACAAACACAAGCAACCACCACCAUCAACAACAACAAAUCACAUUAAAGCAGCAGGCGAAGCAUUUAUCAUCGGCCACAGCAACAACAAGCAUUCACAUCGAAAGAGAGCUCAACAUUUUAAGCGCUACGCUUGUCUUCUCCACUCAAACUACGAGCCGCCAUUAAAUAGAGGAUAGAGGCCGUUUUCUUCUUUGGAAAACCAUCUGUCAUUUCUCUUCGUGUUCGUCGCUUGUAGUUUUAUUUUUUGGUUUGCUUUUGAGUUAACUUUGUGUAUUCGGUUCGGUUGGGUAUUCAGAUCUUAGUACUUUAGAUUGGCCAUAGCCAUAGCUAAAUCGGGAGUAUUGGAAAAACAGCAAAUAUGGCCAAUACCGGCAAAGAUACGGCUUCUUUCUUUGAAAAUGGCACGACGGAGCAAUUCGACUACUGCUAUAAUUUGUACCCCGAAGUUUUGAAACUUAAGGCGGAGAAACGCAACAAAAAGCCACAGGAACUUAUACGGCUGGAUGAAUGGUAUCAAAAUGUUCUACCUAAGCUUAUAAAGGAACGAGGGAAAGAUGCACAUAUGGAGUAUGAUGAGCUGGUACAGACGAUGAGAUGGAAACAGGCUCGAGGAAAAUUCUAUCCUCAACUCAAUUAUCUUGUUAAGGUGAACACACCACGAGCAGUAGUACAAGAGACAAAAAAGGCUUUCCGCAAACUGCCUAAUUUGGAACAGGCUAUUACAGCACUAUCAAAUUUAAAAGGUGUUGGAACAACAAUGGCUUCAGCGUUGCUAGCAGCUGCAUGUCCAGACUCAGCACCAUUUAUGGCGGAUGAGUGUCUUAUGGCCAUUCCAGAAAUUGAAGGUAUCGACUACACCACGAAGGAAUAUUUAAACUUUGUCCAACAUAUUCAAUCAACUGUUACUCGGCUAAAUGCCCAAGCGGGUGGAGAGAAGCCAGUAUGGUCACCACACAGAGUUGAAUUGGCAUUAUGGGCUCACUAUGUCGCCAACGACUUGAGCCCAGAACUUUUAGAUGAAAUGCCUUCUGGCAAAGGUGGUGGCAGUGCAGCGGGAAACAAAGCUAAUGGAACAUCCGAUAAUGUUCGAAAUGCUGCUGGCGAUGACACAAACGACGAUGACGACGAUAGCGCAGGUCGUGGAGAAGAAAAUAUUGCAACUGAAUCAGAAAAUGAAAAUACUAACCCUACACAUCAAGAUGGCGACUCCAAUUUUGUUUCAAACGAUUCAACAUCACAAGAGCCCAACCUUGAUGAAAACACAACACAAACUACGGCUACCACAACAACUGAUGAUGGCGAGGAAAAUGCUGAAGGUACACCUUUAGCAUCUGAUUCAGAAAGUAAUAUGGAACCACCAGUAGUAAAAACUAAUAAAAAUAGUUCGUUACUACUUAAGGAGUCCAACAUCGCAACUACUCAAACCGCAUCCAAUGGAAAUGGUGCACUUAUUAUGCCAGCUUCGGCAGCUGGAUUGGAAGGUGAAAACAGCAGCAGUAACUGCUUGCGCGAAUCAGAAUAUGAGGAUGAUGAGAGUAGUAACAGUCGUGCUUUGGACGAUGGUCAAACACCUUCAUUAAUCAACCAUAAUACUACAGAUAACGACUCUACUCUAAGCGGUGGAUGUGCUACAUCAGCCGCCGCCACAAUCGUCGGCCAAAAGCGGACACUCAAUUGCGCGGAUGAGGCAUCGCUGGAAGAACCGGCACAACCAGACAUAAAGAAGAUACGUAGCGACUAAAAAAUUAACCGUAUAAGGGAUAUGGAAGAUAAGCAUCUAUAUACAAAAACAAAAAUAAUAAAGUUAAAGAACAAAAAUCAAUCCAUGAACGCUAGAAAGACACAGCAUCUUUAGAUUAGGUCGGUAACUAUUAAAAGCGCUUGUUGUUUAAAAUCGAAAGGCAGUUAAAAACAAACAGGAAACCCAAUUAAAAUUAAGGUAAAUUUAUAUUUAAUUAACGAAAACAAACGCAAAUAUAGCUACCAUUGAAAAAUAA